UCAACCCAUUUAUUCGAACAGGAGUGGCUGCGAUGUAAACCAUUUCCUUUAUAUAGAGGAACACUCACCUUCUAUACGCCACCAUCCUUCACUUGGUUUUCUUCUUCUUUCUCACGGCAAUGGUGGUCUCUAUGAAGAUGAAUAUGGUGUUACAGAAAAGCGAUUCAAUGUUAAAUAGAGAGAGAAAUUACAUUUGCAGCUUCAAGAGCACAAGCAUAUCCUGCAUGGCCAAGGAGUUGCCCAUGCAUAACGACAAUCUGUACAAACUUCUUUCAUUGGAAUCCCGGAAUGUUAGUUUCAAUGAGAUCAAGAAGGCAUACCGUGCCAAGGCCCUGCAACUCCAUCCUGAUGUAUGUCCAUCUUCCAUUACAGAUGAAUGCACAAAGCAAUUCGUGGAGUUACAUAAGGCCUAUGAAGUUCUUUCAGAUCCAAAUACGCGAAGAAUGUAUGAUCAGGAAUUGAACAUGGUUGAAUGUUUUGGAUCAUGUGGUUCAGGUCAUCAAUUCCGUUUCUAUGAUAGGAAGGUGUGGGAAAUGCAACUUGCUGGACUAAAGAAACGAUCUGCCGAUCGAAUGGAAAGGAUGAAAAAUGAAUUCAUGUAG
Molecule: messenger RNA, 602 nt
Organism: Lactuca virosa
Lineage: Eukaryota; Viridiplantae; Streptophyta; Magnoliopsida; Asterales; Asteraceae
Source: the annotation of a GenBank genome assembly